Messenger RNA from Brassica rapa (field mustard), 1639 nucleotides. RefSeq names its product palmitoyl-acyl carrier protein thioesterase, chloroplastic. Gene Ontology annotation, molecular function: acyl carrier activity; fatty acyl-[ACP] hydrolase activity. Lineage: Eukaryota; Viridiplantae; Streptophyta; Magnoliopsida; Brassicales; Brassicaceae. The record is from RefSeq and is a predicted model, not a curated record. Gene Ontology annotation, biological process: fatty acid biosynthetic process.
UAUCUCUCACCCACCCUACAGAACAGACUCUCUCUCUCUCUCUCUCUAUGCGCAUAUUUUGUAUUUUAAUAUUUUCACCCAAAAAGUAUUAUUGAGAAUUGCCAAAAAAAGAUCUGAAUUAAAAAAAAAAAAAAACUGAGAAAGAAAAGAAAAUACAGAGAGACAAAUUUAAAACAAAACGAAAGGAGAUCGAGAGAGGAGAGAGGCACACACACACACACAAAGGAGAAUUUUAGGGUUUGGGGAGACUCCGAAGAGAUUGGCGUAACACUUCUGUCUUUGAACGCUUAUCUUCCUCGUCAUGGUGGCUACUUCCGCUACGUCGUCGUUUUUUCAUGUUCCAUCUUCCUCCUCGCUUGAUACUAAUGGGAAGGGGAACAGAGUUGGGUCUACUAAUUUUGCUGGACUUAACUCAACGCCAAGCUCUGGGAGGAUGAAGGUUAAGCCAAACGCUCAGGCUCCACCCAAGAUCAACGGGAAGAAAGCUAACUUGCCUGGUUCUGUAGAGAUCUCAAAGGCUGACAACGAGACUUCGCAGCCCGCACACGCACCCAGGACGUUUAUCAACCAGCUGCCUGACUGGAGCAUGCUUCUUGCUGCCAUAACAACGAUUUUCUUAGCGGCUGAGAAACAGUGGAUGAUGCUUGACUGGAAACCGAGGCGCUCUGACAUGAUUAUGGAUCCUUUUGGUUUAGGGAGAAUCGUUCAGGAGAUGUUUAAGAAGAACUUGAUAUGGGUCGUUGCUCGUAUGCAGGUUGUCGUUGAUAAAUAUCCUACUUGGGGAGAUGUUGUGGAAGUGGAUACUUGGGUUAGUCAGUCAGGAAAGAAUGGUAUGCGUCGUGAUUGGCUAGUUCGGGAUUGCAAUACUGGAGAAAUUGUAACGCGAGCAUCAAGUUUGUGGGUGAUGAUGAAUAAACUCACAAGGAGAUUGUCAAAGAUUCCUGAAGAGGUUCGAGGGGAAAUAGAGCCUUAUUUUGUGAAUUCUGAUCCUGUCAUUGCCGAAGACAGCAGAAAGUUAACAAAACUGGAUGACAAGACUGCCGACUAUGUUCGUUCUGGUCUCACUCCGAGGUGGAGUGACUUGGAUGUUAACCAGCAUGUUAACAAUGUAAAGUACAUCGGGUGGAUACUGGAGAGUGCUCCAGCAGGGAUGCUGGAGAGUCAGAAGCUGAAAAGCAUGACUCUGGAGUAUCGCAGGGAGUGCGGGAGAGACAGUGUGCUUCAGUCUCUCACCGCAGUUUCGGGAUGUGAUGUUGGUAACCUCGGGACAGCCGGGGAAGUGGAGUGUCAGCAUUUGCUCCGACUCCAGGAUGGAGCUGAAGUGGUGAGAGGAAGAACAGAGUGGAGCUCCAAGACAGGAGCAACAACUUGGGACACUACUACAUCGUAAACAUUGGUCCUUUGGUUCCUUUGUAAAACUGUACCUGCUGCUACCUUCUUGCAACCACCACCUUUGUAUAUUUCUUCUUUUUUGUUUUUUAUUUUGCUUCAAUGGAGAUAUAUUAUUAUUUAUUUAAUCUUUCUAUUUUUUUUGUUUUCUUAUGGGAAAUGGGUGUAUUAUGUGAUAUAUUAUUGUAACCCCAUGUGCCAGGGCCAGACAAGGCAAUAACUUUCUUAUCCUAAAAUUUAUUCUACUUUC